UGCUGUUGGAAACCAUAUGGCAACUUCUUGACAGCCUUUGAAUUAUUUGUUGAAAAAUAAAUAAUAAUUAUUUGUGAACUGUUUUCCUCUAAAUGGAGCAAAAGUCUGAUGGGACACCGAAGCCCGGAAUAAGGCCAAGACUCCGCUUGGGUCUGUCAACGCCAGGUUUGCGAGGGCAUAGAAAAGAAAACAAUAAGGGAACAGAAACUCCCCGCGCCACAAAGACACUGCCGCUAAAAAGCCGAUCAAACAGCUGUAGGCGUCCUGGUUUGGGACUUCCACGCAAGGAGUUGACAAAGAAACGAUUGGAAUUUGUUAAAGCAGAACAGAACAUGGCGCAGGAGACACAAAAAGAUGCAGAGCCGUCAUCCACCUCAAAGGACAGUCGUACAAUUGAACUGGAGAAAGACAUUGAGAUAUGGCGUACUGGAUUCGCGGCUUCUAUGGACGAUCUACAAGCUUCAAUUGAGCCACGACAAAGCAAGAAAUCUCUACUGAUUCAACUAGGAAUCUCUCUGGACAUGCUUUCAUACCUGGAGGAAGAUUAACAGUCAUUAUAUAUAAGUAGGAAAAUAUGUAUUUCACACCACUUUAAACGAUAAAACAAAACAAUUGAAAAAGAA
Drosophila willistoni is the source of this 623-nucleotide messenger RNA. RefSeq lists its product as uncharacterized. Bases 93 to 548 code for a protein of 151 amino acids. The transcript has a single exon. Lineage: Eukaryota; Metazoa; Arthropoda; Insecta; Diptera; Drosophilidae. The record is from RefSeq and is a predicted model, not a curated record.